CUCUCUCUCUCUCCCUUGUUCCCUCGUCUCCAGCCGACUCUCAAGUCAUAAAAAUUAUUUGCAUACAGGAGGAGAGGAGAAGUUUGUAGGGAGCACUGUGAGUGUAUGAGGGGAAAAGAACGAGUGAGAGAAAAAGAGAAGUAGAGAGAGAGAAAGGAAGAGAGCAAAAAAGAAAGGAGGACAGACUUACUGGAGCAUAAAAAAGUUUGAGAGAAGACUGCAUUUUGAGACUGAAAAUGAACUUGAAAGAGUGGUGAUCCCUUUCUCUCCAGUCAAACGUCUACUGUUGUGGGCAACAGAGGAAGCAGAGAUCUGGACCAAAGAACAAUCUCACCCCAAACCAUUUCAGAUGGAGGUGAAUGCAGACGAGAAGCGCCAUCGCACACGCUCAAAAGUGCCUGUGGAACCAGCGAUACCAGAGCUGUUCAGCUGUCCUACACAAGGCUGUGAUGGAAGUGGACAUGUCAGCGGCAAAUAUGCAAGACAUCGAAGUGUGUACGGCUGCCCCCUGGCCAAGAAGAGGAAAACACUGGACAGACAGCCUCAGGAAGCCCUGGAGGUGCUGGAGCCCUUACUGGAACCACUGGAGACAGACCCCAAGAGUGGACCCCUCAUAACCCACAUGGACAACUCCACUAGGGAGGAGAGCUACGAGACAGACGGAACAGUGGAGAUGGAUGACAGAGAGGAGGAGGUGGAGGAGGGAGUAGAGGAUGGGGGAGAUGAGGAAGAGGAGGUAGAAGAGGAGGAAGAGGAGGGAUACUUGGAGGACAAUGAGGAACAGAUGGAGCAGGAAGAAGGAGAGGUGGAGAGAGGGGAGGGAGAGGCGGAGGAGGUAGAGGUGGAACAAGAGGAAGAGGAGGGCGGAGUACAAGAGGAGGAAGACGAGGAGGAGGAGUAUGAGGAGGAGUAUGAGGAGCAGAGUCAUGGCCAAGAGCACGAUCAGAUGAAUGGCGGCGGUGGCGGUGGCGGUGGCGGCCAUCCUAAAUCCGGUCUGACGGGGGAGAAGGACGACAACAACAACGAUGAGUAUGAGAACUAUGACGAGCUGGUGGCCAAGUCUCUGCUCAACCUAGGGAAGAUAGCAGAGGACGCCGCCUACCGCGCCAUGACCGAGUCUGAGAUGAACAGCAACUCCUCCAACAGUGCCGAGGAAGAAGAGGAAGAAGAGGAGGAGGAGGAGGAAGAAGAGGAGGAGGAAGAAGAAGAGGAUGAGGAGGGUGGGGAGGGCAUUCAGAGGAAGGGUGAGUUGACCCUGGAUGUCGACAGUGAUGUAGUGAGGGAAACGGUGGACUCUCUGAAGCUGCUGGCCCAGGGACACGGGGCUAUGCUCUCUGACAACAUGGAGGGAGGAGACUAUGAGGACGCGAUUGGGGAGAAUGGGGAAGCGAACCGUAAUGGAGGGACUGGAGGUGGUAACAGUCAGGGUAAAGCCUCUAAUGGACUGCAGGAGAGUGAUGAGGAGGUGUGUCUAAGCAGCCUAGAGUGUCUGAGGAACCAGUGCUUUGACCUGGCCCGCAAACUGAGCGAGACACAGCCGACUGACCGCUCGGGCACAGGGCUCCCGCAGCAGAACCACCCUGGUGGAGGGGACACCCAGGGACUGCAUCCCCACCCGUACCAGCCUGGGUACGGGGACCUCCAGCAGAGCCAGGAGGAGAGGCGCACCCUGGAGAGGAACUACUCCGACAUGGUCAACCUGAUGAAGCUGGAGGAGCAGCUGAGCCCGCGCUCCAAGGCCUUUUCCAGCUGCGCUCAGGAUGACCGCUACCACAACCACAUCCACGACCGGGACGAGGACACGCGGUCGGUGACGUCGGACCGUUCAGAGGAGGUGUUCGACAUGACCAAGGGGAACCUGUCUCUGCUGGAGAAGGCCAUCGCGCUUGAGUCUGAGAGGGCCAAGGCCAUGAGAGACAAGAUGGCUGCCGAGGCGGCUCGGAGGGACGGGGUGAGGUAUCAUCAUCACCAUGGAGACCAUCAUGGGGAGCACCAAUCGCGGCAUGGCUACGGAGAGGAGCGCAAGGCCCGUCUCCAUGAUGGAAUGAAGAAGCCCUACUACCAUAAAAAUUCAUCGCGUGGAGACAAGAAAGAGAGCCGGUGCCCGACACCGGGCUGUGAUGGCACAGGUCACGUGACGGGGUUGUACCCUCACCAUCGGAGCCUGUCUGGCUGUCCACACAAAGACAGGGUUCCACCUGAAAUCCUUGCUAUGUAUGAGAAUGUUCUUAAGUGUCCUACACUGGGCUGCACGGGACGCGGCCAUGUCAAUAGCAACAGAAACUCCCACAGAAGCCUGUCGGGGUGUCCAAUCGCUGCAGCAGAGAAGCUGGCUAAAGCCCAGGAGAAGAGCAUCGGGUGCGAUGGCUCCUCCAAGUCUAACCAGGGCUCUGACCGAGUGCUCAGGCCUAUGUGCUUUGUGAAACAGCUGGAGAUCCCUCAGUACGGCUACAAGAACAACGUGUCCACCAGCACGCCACGCUCCAACCUGGCCAAGGAGCUGGAGAAGUAUUCCAAGACCAGCUUUGACUACAGCAGCUUCACAGACAGCAGCCAUGGCAACAAUGUCUACGGCAAACGGGCCAUCGCACCCAAGCUCCAAGGCAGGGACACUUCUCCUAAAGGAUAUGAUGUCAAGCGCUACUGUAAGAACUCCAGCUCGGCGAGCAGCCCGAACAGCACCUACGCCCCCAGCAGCAGCAGUAGCAGCCUGAGCUGUGGAGGAGGGGGUGGAGGGGGGGGCAGCAGUGCCAGCUCCACCUGCAGUAAGAGCAGCUUCGACUACACCCACGACAUGGAGGCUGCCCACAUGGCUGCCAGAGCCAUCCUCAACCUGUCCACGCGCUGCAGAGAGAUGCCCCACGGCCUGGGAGGAAAACCCCAGGAUCUCUGCUCUCGGAACCCAGACCUAGAGGUAGAUGAGAAUGGGACAUUAGACCUGAGUAUGAAGCAGCGUCUGGGGGGUAGCGUAAGUGCGGUGCUCACCCCCCUAGAGCCUAUGUCUCCCCAGCGCCAGGCUCUGAUGCGUUACGGCAUGGGGGAUGACUGCUGGGACCUGCCGGUCGACUACGCCAAGAUCAAAUGCAUCGACGAGGACAGCAAAGAGCCUGAUGACCUGGACCCGUUCCGGGAUCUGCGGGAGCGAGGUUACUCUGGUGACGUCACCAUGCACAGCCCCAAGCCCAAGUACGCCCAGUGCAAGGAGAGCAAGAAGGACCUGAUAACUCUCUCUGGCUGUCCUUUAGCUGACAAAAGCAUUCGAAGUAUGAUGGCCACCAACUCACAAGAGCUCAAGUGCCCGACACCGGGGUGCGAUGGUUCUGGGCAUAAUACUGGCAACUACGCAUCACACAGAAGUCUAUCAGGGUGUCCUCGGGCCAGGAAGAGUGGGAUCAAGAUCACACACAGUAAAGAGGACAAGGAGGACCAGGAGCCCAUCAGGUGUCCGGUCCCAGGCUGUGAUGGUCAGGGUCACGUGACGGGGAAGUACGCGUCUCACCGCAGCGCGUCGGGCUGCCCCCUAGCUGCCAAGCGGCAGAAGGACGGCUACAUGAACGGCUCCCAGUUCACAUGGAAGGCUGGGAAGACAGACGGAAUGUCCUGUCCCACCCCAGGCUGUGACGGCUCAGGCCACGUCAGUGGGAGCUUCCUCACGCACCGGAGUUUGUCAGGCUGUCCGCGUGCGACGUCUGCCAUGAAAAAAGCCAGACUGUCUGGACUGUCUGAAAUGCUAACGAUAAAACAGCGCACCAGCAAUGGAAUCGAGAAUGAGGAAGAGAUUAAACAGCUGGAUGAAGAAAUCAAAGAUUUAAGUGAAUCUAAUUCACACGUGGAGGCAGAUAUGAUCAAACUUAGAACACAGAUUACCACAAUGGAGUCUAAUCUGAAGUCAAUAGAGGAAGAAAACAAGGAGCCGAUCAGCGAUCAGAACUUUGAUGCUUACGUGACCACGCUAACAGACAUGUACACCAACCAGGAGCAGUACCAGAGCCCUGAGAACAAAGCCCUGCUGGAAAACAUCAAACAAGCGGUGCAAGGAAUCCAAGUGUAGCCCAGCCCGCUAGCCCAGCAAACGCCAGAGCUUCUUCUCAAAGAGGAGUGAAGAAAAACAACAUCCACAGGAAAGAGCUAGAAGUGACAUGAUAGGAUGACGCCUCAUGGUUUGCUGCUGUAACUUAUCAUACAGUGUUAGAUACAGAUUUUUGAUCUUCAAAAAAAAAGAAAUGUUAUGCUUAGAAAACUUCAUAAUGAUUUUUCUUUUUUGUCUUGCUUUGAGGGAAAAAAAGUAAGUGGCAGAAUAGUUUUUGAAGACAUUCACAUUUUGUACGUUUUCAUACUGUAUGAGCUGAAAUAGUGUGACGUAAUGUUUCUAGCUGCUCGUGUAUGCACAUUUUUUGUGUAUAUUUCUGGACAGUAAGCUGAUUAACAUAGGACUUUAGUUAUUUUUAAUGCUUGAUGAUGAAGAUUUUAGAUGAAAAAGCUGCUCUGGACAGUGAAAACAAAACAAAAAUCAAGAGGGAACUGCAAGGAGGUAGCUACUUUUCAAUGAUCUUUUCCUCAAUGGAUGAUUUUGGAAUUCUAAAGAUGUUUUUUCUUCUUCUUGUGUGCAGAUUGUUGAAUAGCAAGACUUGGUUGCAAAGUACUUUUUUUGAAACCUUUUUUAAAGGUUGGUAGCUGUAGGUGGGGGCAUUUUUAAUAGGUGUUGGAAAUGAGUAUGGAAAGAAACUGACUUGAUGUUUGUAUGAAUGUUAUAGUUUUAUUGUAAACAUCAUGACACGGAAACCCAAUGGUGGAAAUCCCAUUGUCUUGAAACGGACUAUUCACUCUUGAUCUUUUGUGUUGGUAGAUACCCAUUGUCAUUCAAUCAGCAACAAUGUGAUGUAUAACAGAAAUAGAGUAUCAAGGCAUCAUUCUAGCAUUUAGUAUUAGUUCUGGUUCAAAUGUCAAAACUUAUGUUGCUAGAAUCGGGCAAUGUCUCAGCAAUGUAUAUCUAAAUCAUAUGUUUAUAAUAGAUAUGGGACGCAAAAACAA
Messenger RNA from Oncorhynchus masou masou (cherry salmon), 5031 nucleotides. RefSeq names its product myelin transcription factor 1-like protein. Gene Ontology annotation, biological process: regulation of transcription by RNA polymerase II. The record is from RefSeq and is a predicted model, not a curated record. Gene Ontology annotation, molecular function: RNA polymerase II cis-regulatory region sequence-specific DNA binding; DNA-binding transcription factor activity, RNA polymerase II-specific; zinc ion binding. Gene Ontology annotation, cellular component: nucleus. NCBI's taxonomy places the organism in Eukaryota, Metazoa, Chordata, Actinopteri, Salmoniformes, Salmonidae.